AUGCAGAGUUCUUGUGUCUACAGAGAAUGCAUGCGCAACCACGCCGCGAAGCUAGGCUCCUACGCCAUCGAUGGCUGCCGUGAAUACUCUCGACCGACCACCGGCGAUCUCUGCGCCGCCUGUGGCUGCCACCGCAGCUACCACCGUCGCGUCGACGUCGCAUCUUCUGCUCAAAUCACUCACGCGCGGCUCCCAUUCUCGAGCUUGAGGCGCGUGAAGCAGCUCGCGAGGCUGAAAUGGAAAGCGUCGGAGGAAAGAGAAGAUAACGAGGAGGAGGAGGACACGGAGGAGACUUCGGAUGAGAAGAUGACGGUGAAGAGGAGGAGGAAGUCGAAGUUCACGGAGGAGCAAAGGGAGGCGAUGAGGGAUUACGCGGUGAAGCUGGGAUGGACGUUGAAGGAUAAGAGAGCGAUUAGAGAAGAGAUAAGAGUCUUCUGCGAUGGGAUUGGUGUUUCUCGUUUUCAUUUUAAAACUUGGGUUAACAAUAACAAAAAGUUUUAUCACUAA
Messenger RNA from Microthlaspi erraticum, 507 nucleotides. Lineage: Eukaryota; Viridiplantae; Streptophyta; Magnoliopsida; Brassicales; Brassicaceae. The record is from the annotation of a GenBank genome assembly.